UCGCGUCAGUCGAAGGGAGGCGUUGCAAGGUAACGUGAAUGCCGUGCUGCCGAAUGCAUGCCAGUAUCGUGUUUACCUCUCGUGCUAGAUUCGAAUUGAACCAAGUGACAGACGUCGUUCUUAGUGCUUGAUUUAGUACGGGCGCGUGUGAAUGUGUUUGCGACGAGAUCAGAAAGGGAAACAGUAGUGUGCCAAAUCUGGCCUGGGGCCAAGGUGAAAGCACUUGCGUGCAGUGACAAACAAUUGCUGCGUUGUUCCCACUAUUCUGGCUACAACUUCGCCUGCGUCACAGACAGUGAAGGUAAAGUGGAUUUUACCUCUCUGGGUUAAAGUGCGCAGCACAGCACGGACCCACCCAUGAUGGCUAAUAUCGACGAGGCGGUUGUGAAGUCUAAGCGACCUGCAGACAGCGCCUUCAAACAGCAACGGUUGGCAGCAUGGCAGCCGAUAUUGACAGCCGGCACAGUGCUACCAACGUUCUUCGUCAUCGGCAUCGCCUUCAUCCCUGUCGGUAUAGGUCUGCUGCACUUUUCGUACGAAGUAAAGGAAUUCACACUCGAUUACACAGAGUGUAAGGAGUACCUGCCGGACAAGCGAGUACACGGCUCAGAAAGAUGCUCCGACGUCAUCGACAAGAACCGGACGUGCAUCUGUCAGGAGGACUUCACACUCACCGAAGAAUUCGCCGGCAAGGUGUACAUGUACUAUGGGCUGUCCAAUUUCUACCAGAAUCACCGGCGGUACGUAAAGUCGCGUGACGACAACCAGCUGUUGGGCCAACUCGAUCAGCCUCCCUCCAAGGACUGCAGCCCGUACGACUACACGAACGACACUACCAACAAAAUGCCUAUAGCCCCCUGCGGUGCUAUCGCCAAUUCACUCUUCAGUGACAAACUGACGAUUCUUUCACACCGGAUGGACAAUCAGGAAGUCCCAAUGCUGCGCAAGGGAAUCGCCUGGCCGUCUGACAAGCAAAUCAAAUUUCGCAACCCACCUGCACCCAACGGAAACUUGUCUGCAGCCUUCCAGGGUUACGCCAAACCCCUCCGCUGGGCCAAACCCGUCUACGAGCUCGAUCCAGACGACCCGGAGAACAACGGUUUCCAGAAUGAGGACCUCAUUGUGUGGAUGAGAACUGCAGCGUUGCCCGAGUUCAGGAAGCUCUACCGGCUCGUCAACCAUAAUGCAACCGGUUACGUCGAUGGGCUACCUCGUGGUAACUACACUCUAAGAGUUCAAUACAACUACCAAGUAAACGCCUUUAAUGGCACCAAAUACAUGAUAUUAUCAACUACGUCGCUACUAGGUGGAAAAAAUCCGUUUCUUGGCAUUGCCUACAUAGUCGUAGGAUCCGUCUGCCUUUUUCUGGGCAUAGUGUUCCUGUUCAUCCAUGUAAAAUGUGGAAAGAGCACCUCGGAGAUGAUAAACGUAAAUCCCAGGACUCCGUAUCAGUAGAUGUAAUGUGGACAGCAACAUAAUUUUCUGUAAAACAGAAGAUCUCAUUGAUGUUUCUGUGUGUGCGAGUUUUUUCCUACGCGGUGGUGCUAGCAAAGCUUUAGCAGUUGCAGGAGGCCUUUCAGUUUUUUAGUAACUCGCUUACAGUGCUCUGUGUACAAAAGCAGCAGCCUCUUAAUGAAAUUUGAUUUCAUGUAAUUAGAUGCAAAGUCCAUUUAUUUGCUAGUGUGUUUAAAUAAUGUUGAAUGUUAAUAAUUCAUCGCUACCUCGCCCGCAUCUAAUGUGUGUUGUUCGUGUUCUGCACAGCAUUCUGUGAUAGAAAUAUGCAAGAUUGAGAGCUUUUAUUUCUCAACCAAAGUAUUUAAUUUUACUACAGAAGUAUUAAGUAUUUUAUGGUUUGUAUAUAUGAGAGACUGCUCUGUGCAGCAAUGUUGCAUUUUGUAAGUGAAAUUUAAUGUUUCGAAAUUCUGAUAGUGUAUUUUUGUUUUAUAUAUUUGUGAAUAUACUUGUUGAAAAUAUAAAACAAUGUCACAAGCCAUGUGUUAUAUCUCUUGGUUCUUUUACAUUUAUGGGAAAAACUUUAUUACUUCUACAGGUCAGUGAGACUACUGUGCUGAAAUUGCAAAAUAAUUAAGGUAUUUGCAAUAAAUUACAAAAUCUGAGUCAUACUCACAAAGCCUACAUAAGAUAUUCCCACUACAUAGGAUUUACAGCAACUGACUGAAUGCACUUAAGUUACCAAUAACUGAAUACUAUCUGUCAAUUGUUACAAUUAAACUUAAUUUUUUACAUCCAUCUUAUGUUGUUAUUCGUAAGAGCAAGGCAAUGUCUGAUUACCUUAAUAUUUUCCCCAUAACUUACAAAAUUCUUUAUAUGGUAGACCACAUGCAUCAGAUCUGAACUAGUUCUGGUUUACUGAUAUUUUACAGUAAAACCUGAAUAGUGUAUGUUUCAUGUAUGCAUAUUCUUGAUGUGACGGAUGUUUAUGAUCUGUAGUUAAAUUAUUGUUUAUUUGCAGAAUGCCAAGGCAGUGUGUGUGUGUGUGUGUGUGU
Molecule: messenger RNA, 2507 nt
Organism: Schistocerca cancellata (South American locust)
Lineage: Eukaryota; Metazoa; Arthropoda; Insecta; Orthoptera; Acrididae
Gene: CDC50
Product: cell cycle control protein 50A
Exons: 1
Coding region: 358-1455 (365 amino acids)
Cellular component (GO): endoplasmic reticulum; Golgi apparatus; plasma membrane
Source: RefSeq, a predicted model, not a curated record